Messenger RNA from Chlorella variabilis, 939 nucleotides. RefSeq lists its product as hypothetical. The record is from RefSeq and is a predicted model, not a curated record. The coding region runs from base 1 to 939 and encodes 312 amino acids. Gene Ontology annotation, cellular component: mitochondrial matrix. Gene Ontology annotation, molecular function: rRNA (adenine-N6,N6-)-dimethyltransferase activity. Lineage: Eukaryota; Viridiplantae; Chlorophyta; Trebouxiophyceae; Chlorellales; Chlorellaceae. The transcript is spliced from 7 exons. Gene Ontology annotation, biological process: rRNA methylation.
AUGGCGCAUGCUCUUUCAGCGCGUGGUCGUGGUGCUGCCCGCUGCCACCCACCGCUGGUGCUUGCCUGCCCCGCAGGCAUCGAGUUCCACAAGAGCAAGGGCCAGCACAUUCUGAAAAACCCGCUGGUGGUGCAGUCUAUCGUGGACAAGGCGGGCAUCAAGUCCACAGACGUGGUGCUGGAGAUUGGCCCCGGUACGGGCAACCUGACCAUGAAGCUGCUGGAGCGGGCCAAGAAGGUGAUUGCUGUGGAGCUAGACCCCAGGAUGGUGCUGGAGCUGACGCGGCGGGUGCAGGGCACUCCCUACCAGAAUCAGCUGCAGAUCAUCCACGGCGACGUGAUGAAGGUGCAGCUGCCCUACUUUGACAUCUGCGUGGCAAACAUCCCCUACCAAAUCUCCUCCCCCCUCACAUUCAAGCUGCUGGCGCACAGGCCCUGCUUCCGCGCCGCGGUCAUCAUGUACCAGCACGAGUUUGCCAUGCGCCUGGUGGCCAAGCCCGGCGACCCCGCCUACUCGCGCCUGGCCGUCAACACGCAGCUGCUGGCCAGGGUGAACCACCUGCUCAAGGUGGGCCGGAACAACUUCCGGCCGCCCCCCAAGGUCGACUCCAGCGUGGUUCGCAUCGAGCCGCGCAACCCGGCGCCGCCCGUCAACCUGCUGGAGUGGGACGGCCUUGUGCGCCUCUGCUUUGGCAGGAAGAACAAGACGCUGGGCGCCAUCUUCCGCCAGGGCAACACGCUGGCGCUGCUGGAGCAGAACUACGCGGUGGCGCAGGCGCUGCACCGCGCGGCAGACGGCGGCGAGGUGGACCUGGUGGCGGCGGUGGUGGAGGUCCUGUCAGGGUCGGGGUUCCUGGAGCGCCGGUCCGCCAAGAUGACGCAGGACGACUUCCUGCAGCUGCUGGCCGUCUUCAACACCGCGGGUAUCCACUUUGCGUGA